AUGGAAAAUCAAGCAGCACACACAAAUUGGACACAUAUUGACUCAAAAGACACUAAACAAACACCUCCCAAAGCGACAGGCAACAAGAGAUCAAGAAUUACCAGAGCUUGCGAUAUUUGCCGCAGAAAGAAGAUCAAAUGUGAUAUUGAUGAAUCACAGCGCUGUACUACUUGCAAGCAAUAUGGCUGGGAAUGUACCUUUAAUGAUACAACUAAGAAAAGGGGCCCACCAAAAGGUUACAUUGAAAGUCUCGAGACUCGUCUUCGAAACAUGGAAGUUUUAUUAGAGAAGAUGCAACCAGAAGACCAACAAACAGCAACAGCAGCAGAUCAGCCACCCAUGAAGAAAAAAGUAAAGAGAGAGAUAUCACCUUCUGUUGAGAUGCCCAAAUCAGUGGAGCACAGCAAGGUGGUUCGCUUCCUCGGUAGCUCAUCUGGAUAUUACCUAGUACGAAACAUUCUUUCCACCGAAGAAGAAGACAUUGAUGAAUUGCAAUCCUCUCGCCGAAGAUCCUCUUCACUUACUUCUACAGCAGAGGCCGAUGAACAUCCAGGACCGCUGAAAUUCAAAAAGAUCAAUGUCAUUGACGACGAUAUUAUGUUUGUACGGGACAAGACCCUGGAAGAGCAUGCAGAUCAGUUGGAAACAGACAAAUUAGACCUGAAUCCAGCCAUUGCACCGAAAUCGCUGGUCAGUGAAUUGAUUACUCGGUUCUUUCAAAUGGAUCAUGCCAGUCUGCCUAUCAUCGACAAGGAGCCAUUCAUGGAUGCUUACGAAGGCCGUACACAGCCACCACCCGCUACCAUUCUGAUAUAUGCUAUUUGCACGCAUACAUGUAUUUUAUUGCCUACGGAUGACCCCAUUUUCAAGGAUGCAGGACUGGAUCGAGAUGAUUUGUUUGAUACGCUUGUGGAACAUACAACCAAUCUGGUAAAGAAAGAAUACCUCACACCCAGAUUAGCCACUAUUCAAGCACUUGUGUUACUCUGCGCUUAUCCUGCCUGUGAUAAGUCAUUCUACAGAAAUUGGUUGCGUGCUGGCAUGGCAGUGCGAAUGGCUCAGGAACUCGGUCUACAUAGAACUCUGGAAAAACUGCCCUUGACAGAGUAUAUGUUUGAAGCACGCAAAAGACUGUGGUUCUGUGUGUAUAUUACUGAUAGAUGGACUUGUGCUGUGAUGGGGAGACCACUCGCUAUUGCAGAUGCUGACUGUGAUAUCGAUUUACCACAUAUCAAUGGCGGACCCCAAGGCACCAAAGACUACUCACUCUUUAUCAACUUUGUCAAGCUCUCAGGCAUCCUAGGAGAGGUGUUGCGCAGAAUCUAUUCGCCCAAAGCUAGAUCACAGGGAUACAAGAACAUCACAACCUACCAUACAGUACAGAGCAUCCAUCGUAUGCUGACGGAUUGGUUGGAGCAGCUUCCAGACCAUCAACGUAUUACGCCACUCGAAGCCGAAACGCUGUUCAAAAGCAAGAUUAAGACCAACAAGAUCCAAGAGGCAGGCCCUCUCAUGGUGUGCUAUCAUGUGGUCAAUAUUCUGCUGUACCGUAACUUCAUGGUGGAGAAACUAGAUGUUUUGCCAGACUUAUUUAAUGAAGCCAGUCAACGUUGUACAGAGGCCGCCAAGCAUGCCAUUGACAUUGCAAGGUUACUGACGCCUACUCAAGUGGUACAUUUCGGCUGGAAUUUUGCUGGUUAUGCCGUUUUUCAAGCUAGUCUUAUUCAUGUGUAUAACUGUACAAGCAGUUCGCCAGAGGUCGCCAAGCAAUCCAGAGAAUAUGUCAAAAUCUGUGUCGAAGAAUGUAUCAAACCAAUGGGCGUUGAAAUGACCAAUGCACCUCAGAAUGCACUGCCGCUGAUACAAACCCUGAUGGACCUCAUUGGCGUGGAAAAGGAAAAGUCUACUUAUGAAGCUACGCCCAACACACACACCAACCCUACUACUACUACCACUACUACUACCACUACUCAAACUACCAGUUUUAGUACUAAUAAUAAUACCACACUAGUCAAUGCCCUGCCUGGCGUCAACAACUCUGCCUUUUUACAACCACAGCAACCAUCGCCCAUGAGCGUGCACGCUAUUGUAUCUGAUUGGAACCAGCCUCAAGCCAAAGUGCAGCCAGAGCCAUUUGUGCCCAGUAACUUGCCUACAACGGCAUGGCAGACGCUGUUUGCUUCUGCUGCCACACCGUUUUUCGAUAAUGAAUCAGACUGGCAAAGUGUCUUGUCUACUCUAUUUGACGAUAACCAAGUGAAGCCACAAACAAAUGCAUACAUGCAUUAA
Messenger RNA from Mucor velutinosus, 2289 nucleotides. RefSeq lists its product as uncharacterized. Gene Ontology annotation, molecular function: DNA binding; zinc ion binding; DNA-binding transcription factor activity, RNA polymerase II-specific. NCBI's taxonomy places the organism in Eukaryota, Fungi, Mucoromycota, Mucoromycetes, Mucorales, Mucoraceae. Gene Ontology annotation, biological process: regulation of DNA-templated transcription; DNA-templated transcription. The coding region runs from base 1 to 2289 and encodes 762 amino acids. The transcript is spliced from 7 exons. The record is from RefSeq and is a predicted model, not a curated record.